Messenger RNA from Coffea eugenioides, 1535 nucleotides. RefSeq lists its product as uncharacterized. The transcript is spliced from 4 exons. The record is from RefSeq and is a predicted model, not a curated record. Gene Ontology annotation, cellular component: plasma membrane. Lineage: Eukaryota; Viridiplantae; Streptophyta; Magnoliopsida; Gentianales; Rubiaceae. Gene Ontology annotation, molecular function: electron transfer activity. Bases 51 to 1334 code for a protein of 427 amino acids.
UCCAAGUCACUUGUAUCGAACCAAAACCAUUAGCAUCUUCUCUACACACCAUGAGGAAUAACAGGUUGGCAUUAUCCGCUAUAACGGUUGCUAUGAUAGCAUUAGCAUCUUCUCUACACACCAUCGACGCCCAAAGAGUUCAUGUUGUUGGAGAUAGGUUAGGAUGGAUAGUACCUCCAGGAGGUUCCAUUGCUUAUUCCACCUGGGCUGGCUUGCAAGUCUUCUCCGUGGGAGACAUUCUUCUGUUCAAUUUCACGACUGGGCAACAAGACGUUGCUAGAGUUACAAAGGAAGCAUUUGAUGCCUGCAAUUCGACCAACCCCAUAUCGAUUCAGACAACAGGUCCAGCAAAUUAUACUCUUAGCUCGGCCGGAGAGUACUAUUUCAUAAGCACCCAAGACGAGCACUGUUUCUUCGGGCAAAAGUUGGCCAUCAGUGUAAAUCAAGCAUCUUCCGGGCCAAGUGCUAGUCCUGCCCCUGCUGCUUCCAGAACACCAGUCACCUAUAUCGUUGGAGAUGAUCUUGGGUGGAUUGUCCCUCCUGGUGGUAAAAUUGCUUACGAGACUUGGGCUUACGACAAGAUUUUCACCGUGGGAGACACUCUAGUGUUCAAUUUUACUACUGGAGAACAAGACGUUGCUAGAGUGACCAAGGAAGCUUUUGACACAUGCAAUUCAACAAACCCUCUAUCACUUCAGACAACAGGUCCGGCAAGUUACACUCUUAACUCCACCGGAGAAUACUACUUCAUAAGCACCUUGGACAGUCACUGUUUCUUAGGGCAAAAGUUGGCCAUCAUUGUGACCAGUGGAUCUCCUGGACCGCCAAGCUCUAGUCCUGUCCCUCCGUCCCCAAGAGCGCCGGUCACCUACAUUGUCGGAGAUCUCCUUGGGUGGCUUGUCCCUCCAGGUGGUCCAAUUGCUUAUGAGACUUGGGCGUAUGACAAGACGUUCGCCGUGGGAGACAUUCUAGUAUUCAACUUUGCCAACGCAACGCAAGAUGUGGCUGAGGUGACCAAGUCAGCUUAUAGCGGCUGUGACACCAGUAGUCCUCUCAGAGUCAUAAGCACCAGUCCGGCGAGGAUCAUAUUAACUUCCGCCGGCGAACAUUUCUACACGUCCACAUACUUCACGCAUUGUAGCCUGGGACAAAAGCUAGCCAUUAACGUCACCGACUCUGGCUCCCCCAGCAUAGCCCAACCUCCAUUAAAUGCACUUUCUCCUGCUGGAGGACCCAAUGGGGCUCCCGUUCCCUUCAACUCAGCCUCCCAUCAUGCCGCCUUGGGCUUCUUCGCCUCCUUAGCUAUUGCUUUCGCAUCCCUCUUCGUCUUUUAGAACCUAUAUAUGUUGGAUUCUUAGUAUACCCAUUAAUUUUUCUUUGCCUCGAUAUUGAUCUUGAUCUGUGUAUUUAGCAUUUUUAUUCUUUUCUUUUUUUUUUAAUACACGGAUUGGUGAGGUAUCAUUAUUCAUUAGACGAUACAGUUUGUUUAUCGACAAUAAAUAUGUUUCUUGUUGAUUCCUUGUACCUGGAUUAAA